AUGCGCUAUCUCAUUCGCUUUUGCGAGCAUGAAACACUUAUUCCCCUCUCCUCCUCCUCCACCAGCUCCGGAUCCGGACGAACCGGCAUCUUCAUUGCCCUCAGCACGGUGCUGGAGCGCCUCCGUCAGGAGUCGGUGGUCGACAUGUACCAGACGGUCAAGUUGCUGCGGCAACAACGAGUUCACAUGGUGCAGACAGACGAACAGUACCGCUACUGCUACCUGACCACUUUGGAGUAUCUCAACUCGUUCGACUUGUGCGCCCAUCCACCAGCACCGCUUCUGCCCUCGCCCACUCUACCCGCCGGCACCAUGGCAACCGGAGCAUUGGCAACUAUGCCUCUGGCGUUGAGCCGUGAGCAACCAGUUGGGCUUGGCAACGCGCCCUCCAAUUUGGCGUUUGUCUACAAAGACCGUCGACUGGCCGGGCAUGCGUUGAGAGGCCGAUCCGGUGCCUUCAGACUGGGCAGUCAGAGUCCGGCCAGUCACCAUGGCACCGCGGUUGUCAAUCUGGCCAACGAGGAGCCGAUUGUCAUUCUGCCCGGAGGCCAACGACGCACGUUGGAGGCGCACAUUCGACAGCAGAACAGCACCAACAGGAGGCCCAACGAGAGGGAAUAUGCCGAAGAGGCGGACGGAGGGAUCGACGACUACGAAGCCGAUUGGCCAAUGUCGUAG
Protopolystoma xenopodis is the source of this 678-nucleotide messenger RNA. The record is from the annotation of a GenBank genome assembly. NCBI's taxonomy places the organism in Eukaryota, Metazoa, Platyhelminthes, Monogenea, Polystomatidea, Polystomatidae.